Messenger RNA from Jatropha curcas, 966 nucleotides. Its product is annotated as Glutaredoxin family protein. Gene Ontology annotation, cellular component: cytoplasm. NCBI's taxonomy places the organism in Eukaryota, Viridiplantae, Streptophyta, Magnoliopsida, Malpighiales, Euphorbiaceae. The record is from RefSeq and is a predicted model, not a curated record. Gene Ontology annotation, biological process: cellular response to oxidative stress. Gene Ontology annotation, molecular function: glutathione disulfide oxidoreductase activity.
UAAAAAAAAAAAAAAAAAAAAAAAAAAAAAAAAAAAAAAAAAGACAAUCUUUAUGCUCGGUCUGUCGGAAAGGAACACCUCCUGAUCUGAUCUUAGAAAAUUAAAUAAAUAAAAAAAAGUGUCAAAUUACAGUGCGGCCGUGUAUAUGUUGGGCUGGGUCUCAUUCCUUGUCCAUUUCCCUCCAGACACAGAGUAGGAAAGCAAUAUAUACGUGAGAGACAACAAUUACUAGUAACAGGAAAUGGAAAUGAAGACGAAGAAAGACGAGUCGGUGAUUCUUGUUAAUGGAAUUCAAAGCCGAACACGAUUUGGUUCAUCAUUAUUCGUAUUAUUGUCGCUGUUGUUAUUGUUAAAUGCGGCGAAAGUUGCCAAUGCAUCGAAUUCAGCUUCUGCUUUUGUACAGAACCUCAUCAACUCUCAGAGGAUUGUCAUCUUCUCCAAAUCUUACUGCCCGUAUUGCUUCCGUGCCAAGCGCAUAUUCAGUGAACUACAUGAGAAGGCUUAUGUUGUUGAACUAGAUCUUCGAGAUGAUGGAGCUCAGAUUCAGUAUGUUCUUCUUGAUCUUGUCGGGAGACGCACUGUUCCUCAAGUAUUUGUGAAUGGAAAGCAUAUUGGUGGAUCUGAUGAUCUCAAAGAUGCUGUCCAGAGUGGCAAAUUGCUGGAACUUCUGGCUGAAAAUUGAUGGGUGGAUUGGAAAGUUGAGAAACAAUUGCUUCUGAGCCAAAGCUGCUUCUGGUAUUAGUGAACAAUAUGGAUGCUUUAGUAUAUGUUGAGAAUAUAUUGUUUUAGCUUCAUAGCAUCGACAAGUGUUUAUAUAGAGUGUUAAGAGUUUAUCAGUUUCAAAAUCCGUAGUGCAGGUCAAAGAGUAGUAAGGUUUUAUCAUGUAAUCGCAUGUUGAUCUGAAUUAGAGGACCUUUCUUUUUUGCAAUUAAAAUUCAUUAGUGGUGAUACUGUGUUUUACAUGCA